CGCAAAGGCUGAAGUGCCCUUUUCGGACACCAUUUCUUUCAAGAUGAAAAUCGUCAUGUGCUGCUUCUUGCUCGUCAACACAUCUGCGAUGGGUUAUACAGGAUGUAAAGCAAGAGGUAGAGAAACAUUAAUCUGCAUUUUUCCAAGCAAUGUUAACUCAACACAAAGUGAUUUUGGAGUCUACUUUUAUUAUGACGAUGGUGGUGAAGAACCAUUGGUGGACUGUGCAUGGACCAAGUCACAUCUCCAUUGCAUCAAACAGAAGGGUUUCGAGUGUAAGCAUCCAGUGUCUGACACGGCUGAGAUCAUCGUACCAAAAAGCUUUGGGGAUAAGAAGGGUAGUUAUCGAUGUGUGUCAGACGGGAACAGGCACAAUAACAUCAAAUCAUGUCGUCUUCCUGAUAUGGGAGAUCAUGAUUUUUCAUCAACUUGUGAAGUAAAGGCAGGUUCGAACUAUCAAGUGACUUUGAAAUGCAUUUUUUCUUUUAAUGUCAUCGGCUUCAAUGUUACCAAGAGCGGAAUUGUCGUUGCCAAUUACACAAGAUCAUCCUGCCACAACUCAACGUCUUGUGAACAUAAUCUUAAGCACAACAAUGAAAUAUUUAUGGUAAAGCUUGUUGUAACUGAGUUCCUGUACAACGAUUAUUAUUAUUGCCUUCCGAACAAUCUUGCUCUGCGGGAUAGCAUCACAGGCUGCAGCCUCGUGAACAACGCAAACGAUGAAAGUGUUACUACACUAAUAUACCUUGCGGCACUAUCCUUCGUUCCUGUUGGGAUUGUGGCUGUAGUCAUCAUUAAGCUAACCCUCCUAAAAUCAAGAGACAAAAGUGCAACUAAAGUGUAAUGUGUGCCCAAAUGUUUGAAAAGGUUUCAUGUGUGUGAAUGGCUUGUUCAUGAAACUUUGGAUACGAAGCACUUUGAUCCUGCUGAAGGAACUGCAUUUCGUGAAUAUGUAUUAAAUUUGUAAUAUAUACGUAAAAAUGAUCUAGUUUUCACGAUCAUGGGUUGAUUGUUAUUCUACUUUCGCUUUUGAGACCAAUAAACUGCUAAAUAUAUUAAUAUUAUAGUAUAACCCCGUGAAGGAGGAAACAUCGGUUAUCAAUGUGGUGCUUAUGUGUUAUGUAGUAGACAUGGAAGGAAUGUAACAUCGCUCAAAUGGAAAAGCUAGAGACUACUUAUGCAAGAAAGUGGAGCGUAUGUGCCUGUGUAGAUGUGUUGUAGACAGUCGCACGUGGUUACAGCCACCAGCUGGAUGGCAGAGAUGUCAGUGAGGUCUAGUAACUUCUCUGGGUUGUCCCACAAGUCUACCAGGACCUAUAGUAGGAUGACAUGGGGGAGGGAAGGUUUGUUACCUGUCCACCCCACCACCUGCAGGUUGAGCAGAGGGGUCAAAAAAGGGUGGUGACUCUCUCUUGCCAUAGCUGGUUACUUCACGAUUGGAUGAAAGAUACCAGGUGUUUGGUUGGCCAGUGGCAUUCGUUGUUGUAUGUGUAAAUGUUCAAAGUAAGGAAAUGAGAACAAUUCAAGACUUCUCGCCACGCCGUCAGAGUUGACGGAGCAGUCAGUCGAAACGACUUCAGCAUCUCCAACGCCAACUUCACUUUUCUCUCAAGACCGAGUCUUUAGUGAAAAGGGCAAAGUUCAGGAAGAAGGACGCUGAGUUUGAGAAUCUUGACACAAGGGGAGAGUCAGUGACAAGGGACUGUCACGACUGCCUGCUGUCGCCAUUUAAACAAAAGGAUUUCGUGACCAGGACUUGCACUACCUGUGAGAGGUAGACGUUGGACACAACUGCCAACAGAAGUUGUCGUUCUCAAAGAGGAGAGCAUCUGCUGGGUUCGCCCGCGAUCCAAGGGACCAGUGAUCUCUCGACGAACAUGCAGUAGUUAAUCAUUAUUACUAGAUUAACAUUAGAAAAAUAGAUAAUAUGAUUAUAUAACUGUGUAAGCCCAUGAUGAACAGAUGUAUAUUCAGUCGAGUGUACAUUAAAAAAAAUAAUAUGUUUUAUUGUUUGGAAAGCAUCACUGAUUGCUCGUGUCUUUGUUCAACAACUGAUUUUUUGUAGACGUGUUGUUAAUAAAUUAUACAUGUUAAGGUUGCUUAUGAGGAAAACUUGCUUAAAACAAAUCUGGAAUUAUUUUUGGUAUAAAAUUAUUAAAAUACUAC
This is a messenger RNA of Pomacea canaliculata, 2166 nucleotides long. RefSeq lists its product as uncharacterized. The record is from RefSeq and is a predicted model, not a curated record. NCBI's taxonomy places the organism in Eukaryota, Metazoa, Mollusca, Gastropoda, Architaenioglossa, Ampullariidae. The transcript is spliced from 8 exons. The coding region runs from base 44 to 844 and encodes 266 amino acids.